AUGUCAGGAGAUUACUUCUCAAGAACACCAUCUUUAUUCUACUCGUACGUUGAUUCAGACUAUAAGACAUUUCAAUGUAAAGUUGAUCAAAUCGAUGAUUCUACAGCACCAUUACCUGUGCUUAAUUCGAAUAAUCAUAGCAGUGCUAAUAAUUAUGGUGAGUUCGAUAGUGACUUGCCAAUGAAGUAUGAAUCACAGACAAUUCUUCAUUUACUUCCAAAUAAUCCUCGUCAUACACAUAAUCAUCAUCGCAGUCCACACCAACAGAAUAAUCACUUUCAACAUGAUUAUUGUUCUUCAGUAUUAUCAAAUACAAACACACCUACAACAGUGAUCAAACUUACCACCACGGCCGUUACCAUCACAAAUACAUCUACAUCUGUCAGUAAUUCUAGUCGUCAUGCAACUCAUGAAUCAGAGGAAAAUAAUUUCCUUAACUCCAGUUCAAGUCAGAUAAAUCCGCACAAGUUUAGACGUAUGGAUUCAUCACCUCAAUAUGGUAACUCACUAAACGGACGUAAUCAUUCCUCAAGUGAUAUAUCCCCUGGAAACUGGUGCAGACAUUCCCCAAAUAAAAUAAUUAAUUUACCAAGUAGUGAAAACUGGUUGGUGACAUCAACUCCUAGAUCACCAUCAUCAGGUGAACAUUAUGUCGUUGGGACAGCUUCUGCGGUUGGUGGGAAUAAAAAUAUUUCUACUACUGUAACUACUACAACAAAUGAUGUGACUCCUGCAGCCGCAGCUUCCAACAACCAUCUGAUAUUAUCGAGAUCAAAUCAUCAAUUAUGUGUGACAAACAAUUCUGACUGCUAUGAUGUGAAUAAUACUACUGAUGUAGAUACUAAAUAUUUUUUGCCAACUUCUAAUCAUUUUGUGGCAUCGUGUGAUGUUGUGGACAAUACAAUAAAACACGACAGUGUACCAGCAACAACAUCCUCAUCACUAAUACCGUAUGACUGCACAUUCACAGAUUCUAAAAUGUUACCAAAUCCUUUCUGGUCAACAACACCGUACUUAAUUAGUAAACAUUUAGGAAGCAAUUGCAGUUUCCCAUCCAUUCAUGAAUCAUAUCCCAUACAACCAAUAAUGACAGGCUACACAAAUCAUCCUCUGGAUGCUGAUUAUCAGCAUCCGCAACAGCAUCAGCAGUCAACUUUCAGUGUUAAUCGAAGGAAUAACAAUGAAAACUGUAGUAAAUUAUCAAAGUAUAUGUCAAGUGUAGAACCAACAUCAUAUCACCAUAGUGGUAGUAGUCCAGGUGAAUCGUCAAGUGAUGCAUGUCCAACUUUGUCAAAUGAGACUAUGAAUUAUGAGAAUGAAUUAAGCAGUUAUGAAUCACUUCAUUAUCUUCAAUCAUCAUUCAUCCUUAACAAUCGAUGUACAGAAAAUAAUAAUAACACAUGUAAUCAUGAACAGAAUCAGCACACAAGUAACUGUUCAUCGAUUUCGUGUCCUGUAAAUUUUACAUAUAUCAAUUCUUUAUCAAUGCCUUCAACGCUCACAACAAUAACAACACUUUCAACGACAGCUAUGUCAUUACCGACAACAACAGUAACAAUAGGGCGUGUUUCAAAUGAAUUCCUAUGUAAAAAUGAGUUAGAUUCUAUCAGAAGUUGUCCUCACGACAGCGCCCUCACAUCAUCCCCUUUGUUGUCAUAUAAUGUGAAUGCAUCAUUGAAUAGCAUGAUAAUGAAGAAUGCAGUUGAUAAUAUGGACCAUAACCUUCAUGAUAACGAUGGUGGUAAUGCUGAUGGAGAUGAAGAGGGUGAAGACGAUGAUGAUGACGGUGAUGAAAACUUAAAACCAAAUAAUUCCAGUGAUUCGUCGGAGUGUGAUGAUGAUGAUGAUGACGAUGCAGACGAAGUUAAUCCCGAUGAUCAAACUGUGAAUAGCAAUUCAAAAUCUAAACUAAAAGACGAAUUAGCUAAAGAUAUGGAUAGUCGAAAAAAGAGUAAUACAGCUGGUCGACGAUCAGAGAAACCCCCAUAUUCCUAUAUUGCGCUGAUUGCAAUGGCUAUCAAAGCAUCACCCUCAAAAAGAUGUACCUUAAGUGAAAUUUACCAAUACCUACAUACACAGUUUCCCUUUUUUCGUGGACAAUAUACUGGAUGGAAAAAUUCAGUUCGUCAUAAUUUAUCGCUGAAUGAAGUUUUUAUCAAAUUACCAAAAGGUAUGGGUCGCCCUGGAAAAGGUCAUUACUGGACUAUUGAUCCAGCAGCCGAAUUUAUGUUCCAAGAUGGAGCGUCAAGAAGACGGCCACGUGGCUUUCGCAGAAAGUGUGCAUCUGCAGCCGCAGCUGCAGUGGCGGCAGCAGUUGCAGCAAAUAUUUCAUCUUCAAAUAACUACGCUCAGAUGAAUCAUGAAGGAUCGCUGUACAAUAUGACAUCAUCCCCAUUUAGCACAUUUAAUUUAGGGAACAUGACCCAUGAUAUUUUAACGAAAGAAAUGACACAAUUUUUAAUCCCGAAUUCCACAAACAAUCGUGGUAUAAAUUAUGAUAAUGUGAACAUGACGAAAUUUCAAACCCAGUCGAGUGAAAUGUCAGUCCCUCCCAACUUAAAUGUGUCUAACAUUUUGGCCACUUCUGCUUCAUGCAGGAGUUUAGAAUUAGAAGAAGCCGGACCGUCUUCUUCAUCUUCUUCGACUGAUAGUGUUUUCAGCGUUCAUACUACUACCAUAAAUGGACAAGCACAUAGAUCUACAACUCCGGCAUCAGUCUCAUUUGAUAACUUGCUUCAUACACAGUCGGAUCAUUUUGGUUUAAAACUGUCGACAUCACCAAUGGUGAAUUCAGUGACAAAUACUUCUCAUCUCGGGGAGUGUAUGCCGAUUCGGAAAGCAUAUACAAGGGAAUUAGAUCGUUCACCUUUCAAUUUUAUUAGCCCACCAGAGCAAACAAGAAAUAAUAAUAUUCCUGUUAGUCAACAGUUACCUCCAAUUUAUCAGACUAUGAUGCAUAAGACACUACCAUGUAUUCAAAACUCAAAUCCUACUGUUACUUCUCCCCUGUAUAAACCAACUAUUUCAGAUGGGUAUGAUAGUCCUAUGAAUAUGAGUAACAGUAUUCAACAUCAUGAGCAGAUGAGAACGGAUUUUACAUCCUAUUAUGACAGAGAAAAAGAUUCACAUAUGAAUGAUUCACAUUCUACUCUAAUGAAAAUAAAUGAGCACAAUGUUUAUGACAACAGUUUCAAUCAUUUUGGACACCAUUCUCAGGGUUUGUUAUCAGGUAAGAAAGAAUCGAAUCCACUAGAUCAAAACAAUGACCCUGAGUUGCGUUGGUACAAUGAAAGAAUAUAUUGGUCAUACAAUUCUUCAGUUAAACAACAUGAUUUAUUGAGUAAGAAGGAAUCAAAUCACUUGGCUGCUGCUUCAAAUAUUGUAGAAACAAGUACGUAUACUAGUGAGGAAUUUGGUGAUGCUCAAAUAAACGCCAAUACUAAUAAUAACAUCACCACUCAUCAAAGCACAGAUGAACCUAAAAGAAGAAGAAUUGAAGCGUUUCAUGACAAUGAAAAUCCCAUGUACACAAGGGUGGUAUUAUCCCCAUCUUCUAAAUGUAAUUCACAAAUGACUGACACAAAGAAUAUACAAGAUAAGCAACAUAUAGGUGUGUCAAAAUGUGAUGAAUCAAAUAGUGUAAAUUAUUCGCUGAGUCCACGGGAUAAUGAACUACCUAUUCACAUAAAGGAACUUUGCCUUCCUACCAAUUGUACCCGAGUAGGAGGUGAACAUACCAAAGGCGAAGAAAUUCUUGAACCAAAAGAAAUUUUGGAAUAUAGUACGCCAACCGAUUCAAUGUCCACUUUUAUUACCAGUCCUCAAUCGCAAAAAUACAAUUAUAUGUGA
Trichobilharzia regenti is the source of this 3849-nucleotide messenger RNA. The record is from the annotation of a GenBank genome assembly. Lineage: Eukaryota; Metazoa; Platyhelminthes; Trematoda; Strigeidida; Schistosomatidae.